GCCUUAGUAUUGCGCGCCAAAAAAUUAGAAGCAAACCUAGCGAACAGGAUUUUUAACCUUAAAGAAAGCUUCUUAAAUAUAAUCACUAGUUAAAAUCAAUCAAAAAUAAAUUAAAUUCUGAUAUUGUUUUUAUUUUCACCAUUUUCUUUCAAAAAGUGAAAUUAGUUACAGGGGUGGGUUGGGGUGAAGUCAACACCAAACCGAGGCUGCCUCUCAGUGGCGCGAAGGACAAAUUAUUUUUGUGAAAUGAAAAUCAUGAAUGUCAUAAAGAUCUAAUCAUAAUUUAAUACAAUGCGGCGUUCCGCGGCUCCAUCCGUGAGAGCUGCCAAAAGAAUGAAGUUUUGCACUCCGUUUCUGGCUGGAAGCAAGGAAAAUACAACAGGAAACUCGACGAGUGCAACAACAGUUUCGCUCGCCAAACAAUCAAAUCCAAAUCAGAUGCCCAGUGACAGAAUCAGUUGUGAAGUUUCCGAGAUUGACCAAGCCAUGCUAAGUCCUUGCACCAGUGAAAAUGACUUUAAAGGCGCUACAAAUAGUGCAAUUCCAACAAAUUGUGCAAACUUAUUGAAACCUGAGGACAAAUUAAAGGUUAAUAACCUUAGACCUCUUUCACGCACUCCAGUGACUAGUAGGUCAGAACCUUUCAAAUGCCCUCUUCAACAUUCUUCCACAGAAAAUGUUCCUUCUGCAAUUUCUGAUGGAAAGGAAAGUACUUACCUCUAUUUUAAUGUUGUUUGGGGAAAGAUGUCAAAGAAAAAGCAUAAAAAGUGGGAAGGAGAUGGUAUACUAAUUACAAAAGGGAGAACUGCAUCUUUGAAAGAUCUGGAAGGAAAGGAGAUUGCCAAAGGUACCGGUUACAAGUCAUCUGAACUAGAAUCUCUUCAGGAGGGGAACACGCUUUGUAUUGGUGGAAAAGAGAUAGAGGUUAUGAGCUGUCUAACUGCUGAGGAUUAUCUAAGUGGGAAAUGCUUUCAGCAACCUGCAGUCUCAUCCCCUCCAGUAAUACACAUACUCUCCAGGCCACCUUCUAAACAAACAGGUUUGCACAAGCCUUUCGUUUGCAACGUGAAGACAGAUGUGAAAGCGGAAACCCGGAAGGCUGUGACGUCACGUCAUGACGUCAACUCCCCUGGAGCUCUUGUCAUGCCUCGGCCCAGUGCUUCUCAUCAGCUCGAACACAAUCAAGGGGGACUGGAUAUCAUAGACGUUGUGGUGGACCCACAUUUGUCGCAGCAUCUGAGGCCCCAUCAGAGGGAAGGUGUGGUGUUCCUUUACGAGUGUGUGAUGGGGUUAAGGAAUUUCAACGGAAACGGUGCAGUUUUAGCGGACGAUAUGGGACUGGGUAAAACUCUUCAGUGCAUUUCUUUGAUAUGGACGCUUCAUAAACAAGGCGUGUACGGUGGACAUCCUUCAAUCAAGCGAACACUCAUUAUAACACCAGGAAGUCUCGUCAAGAAUUGGAGUUCUGAGUUCCGCAAGUGGCUUGGUAACGAGAGGCUGAAAGUCUAUACUGUCAACUCCGACAAGAGAGUCAAGGAGUUUAUCAACAGUCCUCUUUAUCCAGUGAUGAUUAUCAGCUAUGAGAUGUUCCUACGCUCAGUAGAAGAAGUCAGAGACAUAAAAUUUGGACUCGUUAUCUGUGAUGAGGCACACAGGUUGAAAAACACCGCGAUUAAAACUGCUACGAUGAUUUCUGGGCUCAAGACAAAGCGGCGGAUUCUUCUUACGGGAACUCCAGUGCAGAAUGACCUCAAAGAAUUUCAUUCACUCAUCGAUGUGUGUAAUCCAGGGAUUCUUGGUACACAAUCAUCUUUUCGCCGAUUGUACGACGAACCCAUUGUCCGGGGACAGCAACCUGAUGCCAGUAGUGAGGAGAAACUACUAGGUCAAUUUAGAGCUGCUGAGCUCAAUAGGUUGACGAGUUUGUUUUUCUUGAGGCGGACAGCAGAGGUCAACAGCCGCUAUCUUCCUCCUAAAGUGGAAUCAGUCGUGUUCUGUCGGCCCAGUCUUCUUCAGCUUUCACUGUAUCGCCAUCUUCUUACAUCGCGUGCUGUGCGGUCAUGUCUGACGUCAUAUUCCUUUGGAGGGUCACGACACUUGGUGUGCAUUGGUGCUUUAAAAAAACUGUGCAAUGAUCCCAGCCUCAUUUAUUCACAAUGCCAAGAGGCAAAAGAGAUAGCUGACAGUUGGGACAUGGAUGAGACUCAGGACACGUCUGUGUUUGAAGGCCUUGAUCGUUCGUUUCCCAAGGAUUACAAGCCUGAUCACUUCACCACAGACCACUCAGGAAAACUUCAAGUUCUUAGUCACAUACUGGCUCAGAUACACCGCCAAGGAGAGAGAGUGGUGCUUGUGUCAAAUUACACUCAGACUCUUGAUUUACUUCAAAAGCUCUGUAAGAACAGAAGUUAUGAAUUUCUUCGACUGGAUGGUAAGACACCGACAAGCAAACGACAAUCACUGGUGGAUCGUUUCAAUGAUAAGCACUGCAAAAUCUUUGUAUUUCUGUUGAGUUCUAAAGCUGGUGGAGUGGGAUUGAAUCUGAUUGGAGCAUCGAGGCUUGUCCUCUUUGAUAUUGACUGGAAUCCAGCCAAUGAUAUACAGUCAAUGGCAAGAGUGUGGAGAGAUGGUCAGAAAAAGACAGUUCAUAUUUAUCGUCUCUUGACAACGGGAACCAUUGAAGAAAAGAUAUACCAGCGUCAAACCGCCAAGCAAGGGCUGAGUGGAACGGUGGCUGAUGCUAAGGAGGCUGUAAAAGUUGAAUUUUCCCGCGAGGAUCUUAAGGACUUGUUCACGCUACAUGAGAACACCUUGUGUCUUACACACGACCUCCUGCAGUGUAACUGCGUGACGUCAGAGGUUGAAAGUGACGAGGAAUGUCAAUCAGAGCCAGCAGCCAAUCACCAAUCAAGCCGUCACGCCACCAGGCCCUGUCAGCUAAGAUGUGAUAACAACAGCAGCCAGAAAACUCUGUCGAUAGCAGAGUUAAUGGAUUGGCAGCACUUUCCAUCUCCAAGCAUUCCUGGCUCAGACUUUGAGGACGAUGCUGUAACAGAGGCUGGCAACACGGUGUCAUUUGUGUUUAGAACCAAGACAUUUGGACAGGACACAACGCAGCAAAGCCGGUCGUAAUACAAUAAAGGGUUUACUUGGAAUAUGGUUCUUUUACCAAAAUCAAAUGUGGUAAGCCGUGAAAAACACGAAUAUACAAAAUGGUGAAAUGUUUGUUAUUUCGGUGAAAGGUUAAUAAAAGGUCAGCCACAAAAAUGAUUAUUGUGUGUUAAUCACUGCUGGUGGGUGUGUAUUACUUGGUGACAAGACUUCCCAUUCCUAGACUCAAAACUCUCUCCGAUUAUAAGACCCCUCCCCGGUCUGAUGUAACCCCAGAGGGGUCUGGUUAACACAGGUUAGAUUUAGCUUUGAGAUGAUGAGCGAUUGUUGGACUGGGUAAAGCAUAAUAGUGUGAUUCGUUAGUGGUGAACAAUCAAUUAGGACCAAAUGGAAACAACAAGAGUUCAAGCUCUGGCUUUUGUUGGGUAUGAAAAUCUGCUCUGUCAGCAACUCGUGGACUGUUGCGCAAUUUUAGUUAACUCAAAUUCUUCUUGAAAGUCGUGCAGAGUUUUUCUCUUUUUUCUUCCCCACUCCCGCGCUGACACUUAAAGAAAACUGUCAUGCAACUCUCAUGGAUCACUCUUGGUGAUUCUCGUUCUUGUUUGGGCUCAGUAGGCUUGACAACAAUCUUUGUAUUUUUAAACAUGAAUCAUCGCCUACAAAUAGUACAAAUCGGCACAGAAAUCAAGUAAUCUGCAAAAUUGGUUGGCAGAACUCUUCAACGCGCCUUUGUCUCUGUUUGGUCUACUUUGUCAUGAGAAUAUCCUCAAAAUAUAUUAGAUCCGCGUAAAUGAAGUGGUAAAUGAAUUUAGCGUCGAGUGUCCCGC
Orbicella faveolata is the source of this 3938-nucleotide messenger RNA. RefSeq names its product DNA repair and recombination protein RAD54B-like. Gene Ontology annotation, cellular component: nucleus. Gene Ontology annotation, molecular function: DNA translocase activity; ATP binding. NCBI's taxonomy places the organism in Eukaryota, Metazoa, Cnidaria, Anthozoa, Scleractinia, Merulinidae. The record is from RefSeq and is a predicted model, not a curated record. Gene Ontology annotation, biological process: reciprocal meiotic recombination; double-strand break repair via homologous recombination.